CAUUCACCGCUUUGCCGCACCCAAGUGAGAGGGCGUUGUUGGGCGGAGCGUCGCAGGAACUACAAGCAGACCUCUUUCAAAGCAGCAGGGUAGCGGAUAAAAAUACUGAAAAUAGUACGCUCGCUUUCUACGAGAAGGUGCUGUCUUUUCAAUCAUAUUUCAACUAAACGAGGGAGCCAACAGGACCCGGUGAUGAACGGUGACUCAGGUUCAGGGGUGGUGACUGCGCCCCCUCCCACCACCGCCCCCCACAAGGAGCGCUACUUUGACCGAGUGGACGAGAGCAGCCCGGAGUACCAGAGGGAGAGGAACAUGGCCCCAGACCUCAGACAGGACUUCAACAUGAUGGAGCAGAGGAAGAGGGUCUCCAUGAUCCUGCAGAGCCCAGCGUUCUGUGAUGAGCUGGAUACGAUGAUUCAGGACCAGCUGAAGAGGGGAAAGACUCCCACCAGCUUGUUGGCUCUGCAGCAGAUAGCUGACUUUAUGACCACCAGUAUCCCCACCAUGUACCCUGCAGCGCCCCAGGGAGGCAUGGCUGCGCUCAGCAUGACACCCCAAGGAGGCAUGACUGCCUUCAACAUGAGUCUGGGCAUGGUAACCCCAGUGAAUGACCUGCGUGGAUCUGACUCGAUCUCCUAUGAGAAGGGAGAGAAGCUGCUCCGCUGUAAGCUGGCCGCCUUCUACCGCCUAACAGACCUCUUUGGCUGGUCCCAACUCAUCUACAACCACUUAACCGUACGGGUGAAUUCAGAUCAGGAGAGGUUCCUGAUUGUCCCUUUUGGGCUUCUGUACAGUGAAGUCUCCGCCUCCAGUCUGGUGAAGAUUAAUAUACAAGGGGAGAUAGUGGACCGAGGGAGCACCAACCUGGGUGUUAACCAGGCUGGCUUCACUCUCCACUCAGCCAUCUACGCAGCCCGGCCAGACAUCAAGUGCAUCGUGCACGUUCACACACCGGCUGGCGCUGCAGUGUCGGCCAUGAAGUGUGGCCUGCUGCCCAUCUCUCCAGAGGCCCUGACCCUGGGGGAGGUGGCUUACCAUGACUACCACGGCAUCCUCAUAGACGAGGAGGAGAACGUCCUCAUACAGAAAAACCUGGGCCCAACCAGCAAGGUCCUGAUCCUGAGAAACCAUGGUCUGGUGUCUGUUGGGGAGACUGUGGAGGAAGCCUUCUACUAUAUCCACAACCUGGUCACUGCAUGUGAGAUCCAGGUGCGCACCCUAGCCAGUGCUGGAGGUCCUGAUAACCUGGUGAUGCUGGACCCUGCUAAGUACAAGGCUCGGCCGCGGUGCUCUGAGCAUGUCGAGGGCUCCACACACCCCAAGUGGCUGGUCGGGGAGCAGGAGUUUGAGGCUUACAUGAGGAUGCUGGAUAACCUGGGCUACAGGACGGGCUAUCCCUACAGGUGCCCUGCCCUGAGAGACAAAGCUAAAAAGUUCAGCAGCGAUGUAGAGAUCGCUCCCUCAGCCACGGGCUACUCCUAUGCCGAGGAUAGUGACUCAGGCGCUCGCUCCCCUCUCAAACUCAGCUUUCAGAGGCAGCAGCGCGACAAGACUGGCUGGCUGAACUCGGGCCGGCCGGAAGAGGCCUACGAGGAAGGGGCCGACAGCGGCAGUCCCAAGUCGAAGACUAAGGUGUGGACGAACAUUACACACGAUCACGUCAAACCCUUGCUGCAGUCUCUCUCGUCCGGUGUCUGCGUGCCAAGCUGUAUUACCAACUGCUUGUGGACAAAUGAGGAAGGAAUGCGACAGGCUGCAGUGGCCAAUCAGUUUGUCCCGCUCAACACAAACCCCAAGGAGGUGCUGGAGAUGAGGAACAAGAUCAGAGAGCAGAACCUGAAGGACAUCACGACGGCAGGGCCAGAGUCCCAGGUGCUGUGUGCUGGAAGCAUGGUGGACCGCUCCUUUGUCCAGAGAAGUUCAGUGUGGCAGGACGCCCCUCUGUCUGACUGUACGGACACUAUUGCCGACCUCGAUCUGUCAGAGGCCAAUAGCCCUGCUAAGUCUUUUAGAAAGGGGGAGCUAGUGACAGCGUCUAAGGCCAUCAUAGAGAAGGAGUACCAGCCACGUGUCAUCAUCAACAAGAAAGGCCCGAACCCCUUCAAUAAACAGUAUGACCAGGAGCUGGAGGAUUACCGCAAAGAGGUGGAACUCAAACAGAAAGGCCCCGAUGUACAGGGUGAAGAGUCCUUCCAGCUCCCUUCAGCUGGGCCUGGAGAGGGCCUGUCCCCCUCUACCUCACCACAGAAGCCCCCACUGCCGCCAAAGCCCCUCUGUAUCCCAGAGCAGGGAGCUGGAGUUGGACUGGUCCUCCCUGGGGUCUCUGAGCCUACCCCCACAGCCUCCUCCAAGGCUACCUCUCCCUCCUCCUCUCUCCCCAGUCGAGACAUUCUGACUGGGUCGGGGAGCAGUCAGGGGAGCCCAGGGACGUCCACGGGGACUGGGGGCUACGAGGAAGAGUCCCCCUCAGAGUCUCCUCACAAGGACUUUCACUGUGCUGUGCUGAAGGCUCUCAGCACCACCAACACAGAGCUGCCUGCCCUCACUGAGGUUCCAGACUCCUCAGAUGCGUUACCAGAGCCUGAGGAAGAGGCAAAGGGUCAAAGUCCGACCCGCACACCACCCAGCACCCCUGUCAGAGCAGAGGAAGAUUCUCAGCUGGAGCACACCUAUAAGGAUGAGAGUGAUCAGGCUACACUGAGACAGACCCUCCCUGACCUGACCCCAGACGAUGAACCCUCAGACGCCCCAGUCCCCGCCCUCCCUGCCGAAGAUCCUGCCACUCCCGCUGCCACCGAACAGCCCACCACCGUGGGAGAGGAGCCUGCUGAUGCUGCCGGCGACCAAGACUGCGAACAGGACGGCGACGAAUCCCCCAGCAAAUCGCCUUCCAAGAAGAAGAAGAAGUUCCGCACUCCUUCCUUCCUCAAGAAAAACAAGAAGAAGACUGAAGAAAAGGAAGGAAAAGCAAAGGAACCCUAGACCUCCCCUCUUACCCUUCGCUUCCCCUUGAGCGAGCCACAACCGUUGACCCUACAUGCUUAGUAUUAUUUGUCUGGCUUUAUAACUCUGUGUUCAUCUCCCAGUGUGUGCCAAUUUUAUAUAAAAAAAAAAAAGUGUCAAUCGCUUAUGAAGUUUUAAAAACGGUCGCUCUGUGGCGAAUGACUGUGCAUUCGGUCUGGUUCAGUGCAGAUGUGCGGCUUCUUACGCUUGUCUAUUUAGGCUUGCUACUUUAAGUGAGCAGUAGAUUUUUAUUUCCCUUUUUUAUUUGUUUAAAUAAUGUGUUUUACUAAAACCUGAUUUAACCACUAGAAUGUAUGAAAUUAUAUCAGUGUCUUUAAAAACAAAAAAAAGUUUAAAAAAAACAAGGAGGGCAAAAGCAAAGAAAUACUUGAGCUCUGUAAUUUAAUUAAACUGGUGGAAACUGAUUCAAGAUUUAAAAACGACCAACUGCACGGUGCUGAUUUCUGAUGUCUAAUAUUAGCGUUAAAUCUGUUCACUCAAACAGCAUUGGGUACGGGAGCGGGUUUUCCUCUCUGCAGUAGAACUGGUGGGUGGAUAUAAAAGGGCCGGAUGGCCAAGGUAAAUCACUACCAUUUAUACAGAUUUAUUGUGUGACUCAUCGUGUGCCCUGCGGCCCGUAAGAACUCAAAUCAUGUUGAGAAUAUCAGUCGCCACCUCUAUCAACCAGGGUUGGUGGUACCUGGUGAGACUGCUGGUAUUGCACCGGUCUACACAGGCUGUAUGGUCACGUGGCAGGAAUGUGUAGAGACUAGGGCAGACGUUUUUUUUAUGUUAUAUAAUCCUGUAUCCUUGGCUUGCUUUAGCUCUCCCCUCCCUCCUAACCUAAUCACUCCAAUCACAGGAAAGACAUGGAACAUAAGAGGACAAAAUAUGGCUACAGUUACAAGAGAGAACACAGAUUUUGUAUGGUUAAUGAUAUAGCUAUAGUCAUCUUUUGUUAUUCUCAACAACAAAAAACAAAUUGAGUCAUUUUCACUUGCUGUGAGAGCACUGUGAACUGAAGCACCUCAAUUACAAUAUAACACUGCCUGGAACUCACUGUUUUACCAUUUGCUUUUAGAGAAAACCGUAGGCUUGCCUGGAUCCAAACAGGGUGAAACGAAACCAUUCCAUCUGGAUUCAGGCUAAUAGUGGGUAUAUGGAAUGUAGGAAUACCGUUGCUAUAAGGCACAUCUCACUAUUUUAACGCUGCAUGCAUAACUAGUGACCACACCUCAAUGGACUAUCCUGUGAAACCCCUCUGAAAUGAAAAGACUGUCUCAAGAAAACAUCUCGCUUUCAAGUUGCACUCAAGACCCUAUGGAGAUAUAGUACAGUAAUCAAUCUAGUUGGUGAGAUCUUACAGCCUGGUCCCAGAUCUGUUUGUGCUGCCAUGCCUAACUGUGAUGAUAGGAAUUGGCAAGACGACACAAACAGAUCUGGGACCAGACUAGCGAUCUUACACCUUGUCUUUUUAAAAUGGUUGGUAAGCAGUUGGGUAUUAAUACUGGAUAAUGUCAUUAAUUAAUUCCACUUGUCUGUGAAGCUUGGUUUAGACCACUAUAAAAAUCUAGCCUUGUCCCAGAUCGGUUUGUGCAGUCUUGAGAAUGACCAAAGGAGUUGGCAAGACUGCAAUAACUGCUCUAGGACAAGGCUAUGAUAAACCUGCUAUAUUACAUGAUGUAAGCUGAGAACAUUAGCCUGUUCCCUGAACCUGAAGGACUGCAUGGCAUGAAACUAAGGCUUUGUGCUUGUAUUGUAGGUCUGUCUCUCUUCAUUAUGACUGUAACUCACUUUUACUUUGCAAUUGUUGUGCAAUUUUUAUUUUAUUUUAGUCAAUUGUUUUAAACUCGCAGCAAUGUAUUCUUUGAACUAUUUCCCAUACAAACAUGUCAUCAUACCAUCUAUAGCUUCACUACCAUUUUCUUCAUGGAACUGUUUGUUUUUUAACCAUUAAUAAAAAUCCUUCCUUCAACAAAAA
This is a messenger RNA of Salmo salar (Atlantic salmon), 4984 nucleotides long. Its product is annotated as alpha-adducin. The record is from RefSeq and is a predicted model, not a curated record. Gene Ontology annotation, biological process: barbed-end actin filament capping; positive regulation of adherens junction organization; positive regulation of establishment of endothelial barrier. Gene Ontology annotation, molecular function: actin filament binding. NCBI's taxonomy places the organism in Eukaryota, Metazoa, Chordata, Actinopteri, Salmoniformes, Salmonidae. Gene Ontology annotation, cellular component: plasma membrane; postsynaptic density; cytoskeleton.